Cajanus cajan (pigeon pea) is the source of this 646-nucleotide messenger RNA. Its product is annotated as pectinesterase-like. Gene Ontology annotation, biological process: cell wall modification. Lineage: Eukaryota; Viridiplantae; Streptophyta; Magnoliopsida; Fabales; Fabaceae. The record is from RefSeq and is a predicted model, not a curated record. Gene Ontology annotation, molecular function: enzyme inhibitor activity; pectinesterase activity.
AAUGAUAACAUCAUGUUGGUUGGUGAUGGGUUGAGAAACACCGUAAUCACGAGUGCCAGAAGCGUUCAAGCAGGUUAUACAACUUAUAGCUCUGCAACAGCUGGCAUUGAUGGCCUCCAUUUCAUUGCAAGGGACAUCACCUUCCAAAACACCGCUGGUCCGCACAAGGGUCAAGCGGUGGCGCUCCGAUCGGCCUCAGACCUAUCCGUGUUCUACCGGUGUGGCAUCAUGGGGUACCAAGACACUCUGAUGGCUCAUGCACAGCGCCAGUUUUACCGGCAAUGCUACAUCUACGGCACUGUUGACUUCAUCUUUGGCAAUGCUGCAGUAGUGUUCCAAAAUUGUUACAUUUUUGCCAGAAGGCCUUUAGAGGGCCAAGCCAAUAUGAUCACUGCCCAAGGACGAGGUGACCCAUUCCAAAACACUGGAAUUUCGAUUCAUAAUUCUCAAAUAAGGGCCGCACCUGACCUUAGACCUGUUGCUGACAAAUACAACACUUUCUUGGGUAGGCCAUGGCAACAGUACUCUAGAGUUGUGAUCAUGAAAACCUUCAUGGACACCUUGGUGAACCCAUUGGGAUGGUCUCCAUGGGAUGAUUCUGAUUUUGCUCAAGACACACUUUAUUAUGGAGAGUACCAAAACUAUG